AUGAAGUGUAUCAUUAUAAUUGGGUUAGCGUUAAUAGGCAUCUGUUCAUCAGAGGAUAAAUAUACGGACAGAUAUGACGAUAUUAAUGUUGAUGAGAUUUUAUCAAACAAAAGAUUAUUUACGUCGUACAUAAAGUGUUUAAUGGACCAAGGUCGUUGCACUCCUGAGGGUAAAACAUUAAAAGUACAUGUAACAGAUGCAAUUCAAAAUUCCUGUUCAAAAUGCACUGAAAUUCAAAAAACGAAAGCCAGGAAGGUUGUGAACUACAUUCGCGAAAACAACAAAGACGUUUGGGACGAAUUGAUAAAGAAAUAUGAUCCUAAAGAUGAAUUUAAAGAAAAAUACGAAGCAUUUCUUAAAAGCAAUUUUUGA
Danaus chrysippus (African queen) is the source of this 372-nucleotide messenger RNA. The record is from the annotation of a GenBank genome assembly. Lineage: Eukaryota; Metazoa; Arthropoda; Insecta; Lepidoptera; Nymphalidae.